Amoebophrya sp. A25 is the source of this 3715-nucleotide messenger RNA. The record is from the annotation of a GenBank genome assembly. NCBI's taxonomy places the organism in Eukaryota, Dinophyceae, Syndiniales, Amoebophryaceae.
AUCAAAGUCACGUCGUAAGUCACGGCAUUUGCGUCGAUUGCUCUCGCUGCGAGACGACUAUGUUAAGGAUUUAGUUGUUGAUCACUAUCUGGUUCUGGUGUGGACUAUGCCGAACAGUGGGCUUACCUUAAAAGUUAUAAGGGGAUGUUGUCAUGUGAGAGAAUACGGGGAAUCGAUCCAGAUCCACUGCCACGCCACAACGGAUAGUGAUUGCCUGGCGUUAACUCAGCAGGCAAGUUCAUCUUCGCGGGUCUUGACCGUUGCGAUGCUCUGGCGGGAGUGAUGCUGAAGAUCCGCAUGUUUCAUGGUUUUCUGGCAGACUAUCCAAGAUAUCAAAACAAUUAAGGCGCACACGAUUUUGAAUGAGUGUAAGAAGGAUUACUAAAACGGCAAGAAACAAAGAAGUGGAAGGACGAGCAUAAUUGUGCAUUUUAGAUUCACCACGCUCGAUGGUCGUUCAGGAGCAAGCUCGUCUACUCUUUUCCAAUAUAAUGAUGGAGUAUCAACAGGAGCUCUAUCGAGGACAAAACACAGUCAAAAUUUUAACGUCUAAGACCGAGUUCUCCUAGUCCAGUGUGUGUACCCCAGUACGACCAGUAUGCUUCCGGCAGACGGACGGAACAAACUCGUGGAAGCACUUCAGGGCUUGGUAACUGAAGUAAAUGACGCCUUUGGAGAGCACAUUCUACUGAUCACAGAUGAGGUCGAACGGGACGAAAAAUUGGCCUUGUUCCGCAGCGCCGAUGUUUUGGUGGACACCCAGGUCCGAGACGGUCUCAAUCUCGGCCCUUUCGAGUUUUUGGCUUGCCAUCAGGACACUAGACGGGUAUUCACCGUGAUUUUGUCGAUGGUUCUUCGUUUUAGUUGUUGAUGAGAACUCGUCGUUUUUCCCUCUCUCUCUCUUUGUCAAUGGAAAGAUAACAUAGAAUAAACCUACUAGUACCAUCCUGAAAAUAGGCAUCGUUGAUUCUUUCGGAGUUUACGGGUUGCUCGCGUGUUUUGCAGGGCGCUAUCCAAGUGAAUCCUUGGAAUACGCAGCAGGUGCAAGCUGCUUGUGAUCGAUGUUGUAGGAUGGCAAUCGCAGAGCGCGUCGAAAGGUAGCGCAUGUGGAUUUUUUUAAGCUUGCUUCAGUAUUAAUACAGCAAACCAGCCUUUUAGAUAGUCUCCGUCUCAAUUUUUCAACACGAUCAUGAUCUGCAAUUAUUGUCAAACCAAGAUCGCUACACUACAACCUUUUUUGUUUUAUACACUCUAGACGCUGCCAAGGCCUACGCCUACAACCUUUUUUAUUUACUCUAGAAGAUCAAGUAGUAGUACACCUGCAGCUACAACAUGCAUGCAUAGUUGUCUAGUGAAUACAUAGCAAUAGUAUCUUCGUCCGUUUAGUGGACGAGGAGGCAGUAAGAAGGGCAACUCCACCAAUUUUAGGUACACGAUCGAUAUGGAUUAUUGCAAGAACCAUUCUCUUUUGAAGUGGGCUUUAGGGUUUUUGCAAGAUUUACGGAGUGCCAGGAAAAAAGACGAGUACAGCUAUAUCUGCUACGGAUUCGGUGCGAAUUACAGACUGAUGUCCCUAGACGCACAGUUUAGAAAAUUGGAGACCGAUGACGUGAUCCAGUCCUACCGAACCAGCCGGACGAGCCGCGUCUUCUUUUUGGAUAAUGUUAUGCUACAACGAGAAGGCCUAGGAAGAGUUCAAUAUUUUAGAACGUUGAUUUGAUAGAUGUUGGAGUUCGUGGCAUUUGCAUGAACCAAUUGAAGAAGCGUUUCGUCCUGUAAGACUCACUUGUGCCCACAACAUAGGAACUUGCUUGAAGUUUAUUUUGCAUCCGUCCUCUUUUUGCAAAGGUCCUCUGAAGCAAGCUAGUUCCCCUUCUCCUUUGAAGUUGUUAGUUCUCCUCUCUUUCAUGCCCAAAGGCACCUUGGCAGCGGAUCUGCGACAUUUGUACUCGCGUCGGGGCGCCGCACCGACGAAUAGCGAGGAGUUGAACUCGAAAGGUGCACCGCCCAGGGAGAGUGUCCUCCAAUGCCUUAGAGAAUUAUCAAGGGAUCCGAAGAACAUUGUCGUGGUCAUCAGUGGGAGAAGUAAGACGCAAAUGCAAGAUUGGUUUGCGUCUGUGCCUAAUAUCGGUCUCGCUGCUGAACAUGGCUGGUGCUACAGGUUGCCGAGCAUUUCGGGGGACGACUGGUAGUACUUACUACCUGCAUAGUAAUAUUGUAGUAAGUACUUGCAUAGUAAUAUUUGUAAUUCGCUUGGGUGUAGUAAGUACUUGCAUAGUAAUAUUAAUUUGUAAUUCGCUUGGGUGUAGUAAGUACUUGCAUAGUAAUAUUUGUAAUUCGCUUGGGUGUAGUAAGUACUUGCAUAGUAAUAUUAAUUUGUAAUUCGCUUGGGUAGAAGAUGGACAUGGAGUAGAAGAAAUAGUUAGUACAAGAACUCCCUAAGCUGGUCAAUAGAUUUUUUGUUCAACAUUUGAAUUGAAAAUUUGUUUACAAGGCCAAUGCGAUUGUUUACAAGGCAAGGGCAACCUAAUCAAAGGCUUUGAUUAGGUUGCCCUUGCCUUUGGUCCUCAAGAAGAAAACUUCACGAUAUCUUCAGGUAUGUUACGUCACAGGGGGUGGAAAACGGCAAGGACAGUACAUGGAAGAAAAUAGUUUUCGAGCUUUUAAAGCACUAUGUGCAUCGCACGCAAGGCAGUUACAUCGAGAACAAGGGCUCAGUUAAGGGUUGUUGGGACAUUCUCCAUUAUUUAGAAGCCUUCUUCAUCUUUGUUUACUCGUGAUAUUUAACUUAUUACAAGAAAAGAUGUUGCUUAUAAGACGUAAAGAUAAAGAACGAAGGCUUGUAGAAAUGAAUUGAAAUUGUCUCAGCCUCUUCUAACUCAGCAUUAGUAUGGACGUAUCGCGACUCCGAUCCUGAAUUCGGGAGAUGGCAAGCGAAGGAGCUGUCCCAGCAUUUGCGUGAGUUCAUGUUUGCCUUCCCAGUCGAGAUCGUAGAAGGGAAAGGCUACCUAGAAGUCAAACUUGCGGGAGUGAACAAGGGAUCGGCAGUGUCGAAGAUUCUGUCAAAUUAUGGCGAUUCUUUCUCAGAAAGCGGGCAAGAGAUGACAACAGUCAAGGAUAGAAGGUCGAUCUUGAUGUGAUUUUGUAUCUACUACAGGUAGUACGUCGAAGAUAUGUUUUUGUUUCUACGUUGGUAGGUAGUUAGGGGGUUAUGAACACUAUCAAGUACUGGGGACACUAUCAAGCACUGGGGACACGAUGAGGUACUGGGGACACGAUGAGGUACUGCGGACACUAUCAAGUAUUGGGGGCACGAUGAGGUACUGUGGACCCACACGAUGAAGAACGUUCGUCUACGCCAACGAAAGGGAAACAAAGGGAUCUUCUUCUCCUUCUAAUCUCAGAUUUCGAAGAUUCGGGGAGAGCCGGAUUUCAUCCUUUGUAUAGGCGACGACCGCUCGGACGAAGACAUGUUUCAGGUUAUAAAUGCUUAAGGCUGUAGAUAAUGCUUUCAUCUUUGAGAGGGGGCUCAAUGUGAAGGAUCCAUAACCUAACCUAACCUAAGACCUGGGGCGGCCAUACAGUCUCUACGGUGGUCUCGAGUGGCCGUAUAAUGAGAAGGACACACUUGACAUCGUCCUUGUGCUGAAAGUGAUCAUGCACAGUUCUAAAAUGCAAUGCGGGAUGAGCGCGCAGGUCCAGACAGCUGCAGUAC